Molecule: messenger RNA, 771 nt
Organism: Wasmannia auropunctata (little fire ant)
Lineage: Eukaryota; Metazoa; Arthropoda; Insecta; Hymenoptera; Formicidae
Gene: SIFa
Product: FMRFamide-related neuropeptides
Exons: 3
Coding region: 269-493 (74 amino acids)
Source: RefSeq, a predicted model, not a curated record
CGUAUUAGUUUUAUUACAAUUUUCGAUAUAUAGUCUGUAUGCUGCGUCCGAAACAAUCUUUAUUUCCCUGAAGUAAAAGGCAAUCAGGACGGUCUUCAAUUACAUUACACUUUCUGAUAGCUUAUUAUCUUUUUCACACACUACAUCCUUAGAGCAUAGGCUACUCUCUUAUAAAAGCCGAUUCAACCCUCGAAGAUGCAUCAGUCGAGUACUGUCUCUUGGAUACACCGCCCCGUUCAUUCAGACGAAAAUAGAUCAACGCGCCGACAUGGUUUCCAUUCGUCUUAUUCUGGCUCUCGCUGGUAUCAUGGUAGCCUUUGUCAUCAGCACAAAUGCUGCCUACAAACCAAUCAAACCACCCUUUAACGGUAGCAUAUUUGGCAAACGAUCUAACACUGUGACUGAUGAAGUUGCCAAUCGUGCUCUGUCAGCCAUUUGCGAGGCCGCCAGCGAAACCUGCUCCGCUUGGCUGUCUCACCAAGAAUCCAACUGAAGAUGAAAAACCGACCGAGAUAAUCCACGAUUCUCGCCGACUGAUCAACUCACGAAACAAUGUAACUAACCGAACUUGUAAAACACCCGCAAUCAUGCACUUGAAAGUUCGCCACAUUGUCUUCUAUCAAUAAUCGUUACAUUAUGCAAAAAUUACCACGUCAUAUCUAAUCGUACCUUUAUAUCUAAACAAUAUUAUAAUUACAGAUGGUUUAAGCUUCCAUCUAGCUUUGGUUAUCAGAAGCAUCCCGAAUAAAGUAUUAUGAUUUCAAGAGCUGA